Molecule: messenger RNA, 1083 nt
Organism: Dendronephthya gigantea
Lineage: Eukaryota; Metazoa; Cnidaria; Anthozoa; Malacalcyonacea; Nephtheidae
Exons: 3
Coding region: 99-1001 (300 amino acids)
Source: RefSeq, a predicted model, not a curated record
AAUCGAUGUUGCUAAAGCUAGCCUGAUAGUGUGAUAAUUUACCGACGAGAAACGCGUUCAAAAUAGAUUGAAUACAACAUUUUCAUUCACAAGAUCAAAUGGGUAAGCGGGACGGACAAAUAUUGGCAUUUUUGCAUUUCGCCAUCACUGAGAUGAGACCACUAGUGCUCCUAUGGUACACCGUUUACAGCACGUUUGCGAAUGUUGUCACGAGUGCAGCUGUUCAAAAUGCCUACGGCGUUCAGAGUGUCGUUGCGUGCAUUUAUUUUGGACAUAUCAACUCACGAGACGUCGCAGAUUGUGCUAAAUCAGCUUAUCGAAGAUAUCUGCCUUCUGGUCCCCAGGAUUAUUUCAAAGACUGUAGUGACAAAUGUCCGGGUUCUGCGGUCGGGAUUUCCGCACCUGAACCACGCAUUAUGUUUUUCUUCAUGACUACCUGGCUUCUUGGACUCUAUCUCCUUUUCCUGGUGUAUUGCGUCUACCACCACCCAGAUUACUACUCUGGCCGUUACAUCAAGUUUACUCAGACACUUUAUUCCAGUAAAGUGUACAAAGUUUUGACCAUUGUCACGUUCCUCCUCUCCGUCAUCAUGAUCCUUCUCGGGAUCUUCCUCUUGAUCAAGUAUAACGAAGGCUGGACCCAAUACAUCGUCGCAUUAUUAUUAAUGGUGAUGGCUUCCCGGACCCUUCUUCGCCAGAAGAGCAAUGGCCUCGAUAUCAGAUGCGAGAAAUUCUGUGGAUUGAAGAUUUCUCGGGGAAACACGUUCAUGAAAGUUUGGAAUUUCUUCUUGACCACCAAUGCUGGUGUCCUCGAUGCCUUGGAGGUCGAGUUUAUGAAAAAAGGGCUCCCCCGGGAUUUGGUGGCCCCGGAAGAACGCAAAGAAGGAUGCUCGGCGUUUUUCACCUGGCAUACCCUCCUGGAAACACCAAGGUCCACAAGUUCCGAAGAUCUUUUGGGAGGUGAAGAAAUAUGUGGCACUACACUGACAGAACGAGUCUAAACGAGACUGACGCUUGCAACGACGCUUUUAAAAUACAUUUUUAAUUUAAAUUGAAUUAAAAAUCAACUAAGACUACGUUAAU